This is a messenger RNA of Plodia interpunctella (Indianmeal moth), 2315 nucleotides long. RefSeq lists its product as uncharacterized. The record is from RefSeq and is a predicted model, not a curated record. The transcript is spliced from 9 exons. NCBI's taxonomy places the organism in Eukaryota, Metazoa, Arthropoda, Insecta, Lepidoptera, Pyralidae. Bases 1066 to 2208 code for a protein of 380 amino acids.
GGUGCCGAAAUAUUGGGAAAAAUAGUUUUCCUUAAGAUAAAAAAACUUCGAAAACUAUGGGAUACGCCUCACGUUGUAAAAUUUUCGAGCCAGUAAACGGUCAAAAAGAAGCUCGGAACACUUGACACGUGAAGACUUGUUAAAAUAUGGACUUCAUACAGGUAAGAUCUUCAGUCAAAAUCAAGUUUAUAUCAAUUUAUGAGCACAGUUGACCAAAUAAUGCAGAAAUAGUGUUAUCAUUUUCAGGAUAAUCCACUAAAUCCUUCCUUUUUUAUUUAAACUCGCACCACAAUUGCGUAGAAGGUAUUUUUGGUCGUAAAUCUGCAACAAUAUUGAAAAUAAAGUAACGCCAUCUGCGCUGAGCUUUGCGUAUAAUAUUGGUCUGUCACAAUGUCAGACUCAGUCAUGUUCUCAUUAUUUCACAAAAGACUUGGCUGUAUAAGAGUUUGCUUGGCUUGGCCUAGUACCCUUUGCCUCCUCAAUGAUGAAACGAGGGAAAAACAUUGGGGAAAGAGGGAAAUUAAAAAAUAAAUAAUCAGUCAUGCCCUCGUCAUGUCAUCACGCCAAAUCAUCGUUUUGGCGAACGAUGGAGCCCCGACACUUAAAAAAAAAUGCCAAAACAAAAUACCUAUCAUGCAUGUGUGUAUUGUCAUUGUGUUCCUUAAUUGGUUGUGUUGUAUAAGCAGCAAGCAAGUACCUAGGUACUUGCUGUAAAUAAGCAAUUUCUAUUUGUAACAUUAGUUUUCUCCCCAUUUAUAAUUAUAUUGGCAAAAUUUAUACAAAAUAAUAAUAAUAAUAUCUACUUAUAAUUUUUAUUUACUUUAUCCGUAUGCACUGAUCCGUGUUUCAUAUUAUGUCAUUAUAACAUAUUGUAUUCCAUGUUAUCUAAAACCUUGACGUUGGCAAAAUCAUCGUUUUGGCGAACGAUGGAGCCAUGAAAUUUAAAAAAAAAAGUACCUAGUAGCAACUAGCAACAAACUAUUGCAAGGUUUGUUUACAAAAUAAACUGAUUGAAGAUAUUUCCAACUGCCUACCUAGUGUUUGUGUAGGUUGGUUUCUAUAGAAAUGGAGGAAGAAGAAUACGAUGAUGAAUUACCGCCUAUUUCUGUUAAUUCCUCUAAGCAGGAUGAGGCGUUGUUUUCAAUGCCGUCGGCAGAGGUGGUGGCGUCGCAGCGCGCGCGCGCGGAGGAGUGCGAGCGCGAGCUGCAGCGUCUGCGCGAGCUCCACGAGCGACAAGAUUCCGCGCUCCACGCCGGUACGGGCACUCCCGCCACAAACAUAGCGCCAAUAGCAGCGUCGCGCUCCAACUCCAGCGGGUCCGAGGGAGAGACCGCACUGGUGUCCGCUGUUGAGGCUCUGCGCGUGAGCGGCGCAGCUCCGGCGCCGGCGCCGGCGCCGGCGGCGGUGGCCGUGUCGCGCUUGUCGCCGCGCGCCGGCGCGCUGUGCCGCGCCUACUGCGCCGCGCUGGCCGCCGUCUCCGGCGCCGCCGCGGACGUGCUCACUGAUGAAAUUAUAACCGGCAUCUGGUCGUGGUUGAGCGGCCUCGACCCGGAGAGCCCGGGGCUGGAGCUCGAGGAAGACGGCGCCCGCUCACUCGGCGACGACGAGGUGCUGAGCGUGGGCGCGUGGCUGUGCGCGCUGCUGGCGGAGCCCGCGCGCGCAGUGCACGCGCGCGCAGUGCACGCGCGCGCAGUGCACGCGCGCGCAGUGCACGCGCGCGCGCGACGCGCUCUGCACGCGCUGCUCGCCGCCGCCAGCGACCGACAGGUGUGGUCGCUGUGGCGCGCGCUGCUGCCGGCGCUGGAGCCGCGCGCGCUGCCGGCGCUGGCGCAGGCGCUGGCCGGCCAGUGCGAGGUGAUGACGGCCGCGCUACACCGCGCCGCCCUCACCCGCCUGCUGCAGCCGCGCGAACACGAUGAACAGGAGAUAUGCGUUCGGGCGCUGUCGACGCUGGAGAUAUGUUCGCUGGUGUCGCGCGGCUGGCGGCAGGUGGCGGCGACCGAGCGCGACGCGGCGCUGCAGCUGCUGGGCCGCGCGCUGCUGGCGGCGCGCGAGCGCGAGCGCCAGCACCGCGACCACGCGGACGAGCUCGCGGACACACUCGCGGUGCUGGCGCGCCCGCGCAUCGCCGACCGCGGCGACAGCCAACACGCCGACCAUCUCAAGAUUUCAAUGCUUUCCAGGUUGCGGUGGCGGCGUCCAAACUGAAGAUCUUGCUGUCCGACAGUAACUGAUUAGUGUUACACUGCUGCUAUGACUGUGAUAAUUAUGUUACACAUAAAGUUUAAGAAUAAACGAUUUUCUAAUAAACCGAU